UUUGUUUUGUUCCUCCACAGAUCCGGUAUUUUGUUUGCCAGUAGAUUGGAUCAGCGGGACGGCAGCUCUUUAGUUUAUGGUCUGAGUAACCUCAGUGGACCCGCUGUAUUUAUUAUCUAGCGUAAAAAUAUUGAAAUGGAAAAUCUGAGCCAACUUCAAAGCUCAGCGGAAGUCGAGGCUUUAAUUAGAAGCUUGGAGGAUGAGUCUCUGACCAAGUUUAUCACUUUCUCAGUGGACCGACAUUAUAACGACAAAGAUUGGCAGCCCUUACCGAUGAACCGGGUUCAUUGGCAAUGGGCCGGCGGUUCUGGGAUGCCGGCCAUCAAAUUCACUGGAAUCCCAUUUAUGUUUGUGGGAUCCAAAAGGCUUGUCUGCCACCAAGGGAAGGAUCUGGCAGUAGCUCAGAAGAGGAAAUAUUUUGAAGAAAAGGUUAAAAAAAAGCUGGAGGAUCAGAACUUUGGUGGCCUAAAAUGUCGUAGAGCAAGCAAAAAGGUUGGAUGUCCUGCAGCUGUAUCUAUCAGCAAGCUCGCUGUAUUCCCAAAAUUCAAGAUGGAUGACAACACAGAGAGGGCUAAGAAGAAAGCUUCCAAGAUGCUGAGGAUCGCCUUGGAGAGAGAUCCAGUCGUCUGGGAAACACUUUACGCUGUCAUACAUUCCAGUGAGCAUGCGGGGCAUGCAAACGGGAUGAACGAGACCAAGGUGAGCUCAGAAUCCUCUUUACCUCUGCGGAAACGAAGGAGAAAGUCAGAUCUGAAGAAGAAAUGUUUCAAACUCACCAAACAGCUCAUGCACAGCCUACAUACUGUUGAGGACCUGCACACGCUCGAGGAUGUUUCUCAAGUUUUAAACACUCUGCUGAAAGAUGUGGCUGCUCUGAGCAGCUCUGUGGAAGGACAGCUCCAAGCAAAGAGACUCCGAGUCUCAGCAGCCAAUCCAUCUCUGCUGUCUCAGAGGUGUUUAGGACAACCAAAACACACCGACUGCCUGGAUGCUUAGGCAGAGAAUAGGCAGGAGCCUCCCACUUAGUCUUUACAGGUUGUUUUUGUUUGGUUUGCUAAUUUAAUUCAAACAAUUAUUUCCUACAUGGUAAACAUUCAAAUGGAAAAGAAACCCUAAUCUUUUCAAAAUACUGCCUUACAUUCUUUACAUGCAUCAUCACUCACAUUCACUUAUUUUAAUAAGUGUUCAGUACAAGAGAAUCUAUUAUCUAAUCUAAAUGUCAUUACUGUAAAAUAACAUUACAGUUAUAGUUUAGUUUAAUAUGUUGAAAUAAAUUAGAUAAAGAUUAUUGAAGCUGUUGUUUAUUUGUCAUAAAUUAUUUCAGUUGGUCAUUUUCAAAACAUUUUACUGUGAAAAUAGUUAUAUUUGCAAUCUGAAAUGCAAAAAGUGUUCUAAAAAUGUAAUUUAAUAAUCAAAUUAUUAGUAAAAAGGCAUUUAAUCU
Nothobranchius furzeri (turquoise killifish) is the source of this 1441-nucleotide messenger RNA. RefSeq lists its product as uncharacterized. NCBI's taxonomy places the organism in Eukaryota, Metazoa, Chordata, Actinopteri, Cyprinodontiformes, Nothobranchiidae. Gene Ontology annotation, molecular function: DNA-binding transcription factor activity. The record is from RefSeq and is a predicted model, not a curated record.